ACUAAGGGCAAGACAGUACUAGCGCUGCAGUGCCAGAACCAGCCAGUGUUGUGUCAUGAGAUUGUGACACAAACAUUCGCGCACACACACACAUACACUCACUGACACAGUCCUCCGUACCCACACACCCAGCCCAGCACAGCCCGGCUUAACCUCCAGCCGUGCAGUGUUGGCAGGGCGCUUCUCACCUGCCUGUUGGCCUCAGGUAACUGUUCUGACUGAGAAAUAAGGAAUCAUGAACUCUGUCACGGCUAAUGCAGGAGUUAUUCAGCUGUAAAUGCUGCCAUACCUUGCCUUACAUUUUAUACAGAUGACGGAAAAUACAAGUUGGAAGAUGAGAUGACACACAGGAAAACUGAUCUUCGACCAACACUGGCCGCCAUGUCGUACGACCGGCUGGGAGAAGAUCCCGGGGGGCUGUCCCAGCACCAGGCUGUGCUGCAGCCCGGCACGGAGGAGGAGCUGACUCUGCAUGGGUACCGGUCGUCUCCCUGCCAGACCUUCUUCUUUCAUCUGGUGUCUGUUUUGACGUUGGGCUCUCUGUACUUGGUCACAUAUUGGCGGCCAGAGUGGAGACUCGCCUGGACAACCAGAAAAUGUGCUCUUGUUGAGGCAGAAUCUUUAAUUCUUGUGGACAGAGAUGGGAAGACACAUGUUGAGACUGUGCAUGUUGAAGAUGUAGGCUCUGGCUUCCCCAAACAGUAUGUGGUUACAUGUCACAGAGCCAGAGUAAAAUCUGGUGCCACUCUCAAUGGAGCCUCAGAUUCCACUCACCUCACUGAUGCUCCACAAAGGGUGAUGCGUUACUUCAUAUAUCAACACGUCAAGUAUGUGUGGGUGCCGGAGAAGCUGACCUUUCUGCGCCUCGGAGGUUUUGACCAGAAUACUUUGAUUAGUUCACUUCUCAAUGACUUCAGAGGGUUUACUGUUGAAGAAGAAAUGCAAAGGCAGCAGCUGUACGGCUUUAAUGUGAUAAGUGUAGAAGUAAGAUCGUAUUCAAGUCUUCUGCUAACGGAAGUUCUCAACCCAUUCUACGUCUUUCAAGUUUGUUCCAUCUUGUUGUGGUCCUUUGAUAACUACUACCUCUAUGCCAGCUGCAUCUUCUUCAUAUCCUUGUUGUCUGUUGCGAUAUCCUUGUAUGAAACACGCAAACAAAGCCAGUCUCUCCAUGAUAUGGUUGAGGCUUCAAAUGUCAGCAGUGUAUCAGUGUUGCGGAUCACAUCUGAAAAGACUUCAGAGGAGGUGACGGUGGACAGCAAGGAGCUGGUGCCCGGUGAUGUGGUGGUGGUGCCUCCUGAGGGUUGCACAAUGCCAUGUGAUGCCGUCCUUAUUUCUGGCACCGCUAUUGUCAAUGAGAGCAUGCUGACAGGGGAAAGUGUGCCAGUCACCAAGACUCCUAUCACUGUGUCAGAAGAGACUGAAGUGUACUCAGCUGAGCAACACAAGCGACACACGCUCUUCUGUGGCACAUCAGUCAUCCAGACGAGGUAUUAUGGCAGUGCACAGGUUCUUGCUGUUGUAGUACGAACAGGCUUUAACACAGCUAAAGGGGAGCUGGUACGCUCAAUUCUCUACCCUCGACCCUUGGACUUCAAGUUUUACAAAGAUGCAAUGAAAUUUAUACUCUUUCUUUUCUUCAUUGCAUCUAUUGGCAUGUCCUACUCCAUAUACAUCUACAUAGUUCAUGAGGAGGGCUUUGUCAAGACUCUGGUUCGCACACUUGACAUUGUGACCAUCGUGGUGCCGCCUGCCCUGCCUGCUGCCAUGACAGUGGGGACAUACUAUGCCCAGAGUAGGCUCAAGAAGAAGGCAAUAUUCUGCAUAUCCCCACCUAGAAUCAAUGUUUCAGGCAAAAUCAAGUUGGUGUGCUUUGAUAAGACAGGAACCUUGACAGAGGAUGGUUUGGAGGUGUGGGGUGUGUUGGAGGCCAAAGGAGUCCAUCUGGGGUCCCCUGUGAUGGAUGUGUCUACUAUUGAAUAUUCAUCCCAGCUGAUGGCUGCCAUGGCUACCUGUCAUUCCCUCACCUACCUCCAUGGUUCUCUGACGGGGGACCCACUUGAUGUGAAGAUGUUUGAAGCCACUAAGUGGGAGCUGGAGGAGCCUGAUGAGGAAGACACACAUCGAUUUGAUAGCCUCAUACCCACUAUUGUCCGUCCCCCUCCCUCUUCCCUCCCACAACCACCACCUGUCUGUAAACUUCCUGCACCAUUCCCCAUUUCUCUUGUGCCUUUUUCACUGCCAUCUGGUGUGGACACAAGUAGCUCAGCACCUGCCUUAUCAGCAUCUCCUCACUCAUGGGUCUCCAUCUGUGAUAGCACUGUGGAGGGUGAUGGCAACUUGGGGCAAGGCAGCAUCUCCAAUAAGACCUUGGAGGAGGCAGCACCAGGGUCCACCAACUAUGACCAAGUAACACCCACUAUAGUGAAGCCCAGCCAUCAGGAGACAUAUGUGGAUCCUCCUCGUCAUUCUAACAUGAUGGAGACGCCUUUGCAGGUACCUUAUGAGAUUGGAAUUGUGCGUCAGUUCCCAUUCAGCAGCAGCACCCAGCGUAUGUCAGUAAUUGUGCGGGUCCUGGGGCAGCAGCAGAUGGACCUUUAUGUCAAGGGUGCUCCAGAAGUGAUCAUGAAUCUUUGUGUGUCAGAAUCAUUACCUGAUGACUUUGGGACCAUCCUAAAUAAAUACACACUACAAGGCUUUCGAGUCAUUGCCUUGGCACAUCGUCGCUUGCAGACCAAGCUGUCCUGGCAUGCUGCACAGAGAAUACCUCGCACCCAGGUGGAAAAGGACCUUGUGUUUGUGGGGCUGCUGGUGCUGCAGAACAUGCUCAAGCCAGAGACAACACCAGUGAUAAGGCAGCUGGCCAAGGCAAACAUCAGGACAGUAAUGGUCACAGGUGACAAUAUCCUGACAGCUAUAAGUGUGGCUCGUGACUGUGAUAUGGUGGGGACUUCAGACAGGAUACUUGUAGCCAAAGCGUCCCCUCCUACUGAAGACCAGCCUGCAUCCCUUAUUUUUGAGGCAGCCCAUGCACUAGACCCUGCCAGUAAUGAGAAGAAUGUGUGUGUGAGCAUCGAUCCAAAGUAUCAUCUGGCAAUAAGCGGGAAGGCCUGGUCUGUGAUAUAUCAGCACUUCCCUGACCUGGUGCCAAGAAUUGUGGCCCGAGGUACUGUCUUUGCACGAAUGUCCCCAGACCAGAAGGCACACCUUGUUGAAGAGCUACAGGCCAUCAACUACAUUGUAGCCAUGUGUGGAGAUGGUGCCAAUGAUUGUGGGGCCCUGAAAGCUGCACAUGUGGGCAUCUCCCUGUCCGAGGCUGAGGCCAGUGUAGCUGCCCCUUUCACCUCCCAUACCAGCAAUAUAUCAUGUGUGCCUCAGGUGGUGUGUGAGGGGCGCUGUGCACUCACCACCAACUUCUCUGUAUUCAAAUACAUGGCCUUGUACAGCAUCAUACAGUUUGUCUCUGUGCUCAUCCUGUAUUCUGCUUAUACCAAUCUUUCUGAUGCACAAUUCCUCUACAUUGAUCUUUUCAUUGUGACUGUCAUUGCCAUCUUCAUGGGUUACACUGAACCCAGCAAGGAAUUGGUACCACAAAAGCCUUUGGGAAACCUUUUGGGUGCUGCAAAUAUGUUCUCUAUCCUCUCCCAGAUCUUCCUAGUCAUUCUUUUCCAGGUUAUAGCGUACUUCUUCCUUCUUCAGCAGUUAUGGUUUGAGCCAAAUCAGCCAUCAAAGGAUCAAGGGCCAGAAAGUCUGGUGUGCUGGGAGGCAACCAUUAUCUUCUAUGUCUCAAGCUUCCAAUACCUCAUCUUGUGCAUCACAUACUCACCGGGCAAGCCUUUCAGAAAGCCACUCAUCACUAAUGUCUGGUUGACAGUGGCACUGCUGGUGCUUGGGACUGCCAACCUGCUGAUGGUGUUGUCCCCGUGGUCCUGGCUAAUGGAUUUCAUGGGCCUCUAUUAUGACACAAACAAGCACAUGAUGUUCCGAAUCACAUUGCUUCUGAUGGUGACAAUACACAUGGUUAUUUCUUACUCUAUUGAGCUGCUAAUCAACAGUGGUUCCCUUAAGAAGUGCUUCCAGUGUGUGACCUGCAAGCAAGGCCCCAAGAACAAGUACAAGCUAGUGCUGCGGGACAUGGAGGCAGACUCCACGUGGCCCCCCAUGUCUACCCCUCUCUAUGGGUUAUAGGCCUGCCUAGGAGUUGGGCAUUCAGGUUAAGUCUCCAAUAGUUGUAGAAGUUUUAUAAAUUAUUUUAACAUUUUGUAAAUGUCAUAGAUAUCUAUUUUUUAUUGAAAUUGGAGUUUGCAAGAGCAGUUUUUUUUCUUUUUUUGUGGUAAAGCAGUGACACAAAAUGUCUUUUUUACAUACUAAUGACAUUAUUUUGCCACUUUUAUAAAAAAUGUAUCUGUUUGUGGUUUAUAUGAUAUGAGAGCUAUCUUAGGUACAUUAAGAAUUAUGAAUGUUGGUGCUUAACCAAUUAACAAUUCUUAACCUUCCUGCCUUAGGGUGGCAUCAUGAGUGUACGUAUGUCAUAUCUGGAGUUUACGGGCGCACAAAAAUUUCAAACUCUUUUCUGUAUCUGACAAUGAUUCCAUCGUCAAACAGAACCGAAUAAUCAAGUGUCGUCUAUGAAAAUAUGCAAAGUGAAAUCAGUGUGUUUUCACACCAAUAAAACAUCUCAUUGACCUGAACGUUUCUUGAUGAUGAAAUAAUUCAGACAACAUGCA
This is a messenger RNA of Portunus trituberculatus (swimming crab), 4724 nucleotides long. Its product is annotated as polyamine-transporting ATPase 13A3-like. The transcript is spliced from 25 exons. Lineage: Eukaryota; Metazoa; Arthropoda; Malacostraca; Decapoda; Portunidae. Gene Ontology annotation, molecular function: P-type ion transporter activity; ATPase-coupled monoatomic cation transmembrane transporter activity; ATP binding. Bases 340 to 4185 code for a protein of 1281 amino acids. The record is from RefSeq and is a predicted model, not a curated record. Gene Ontology annotation, cellular component: membrane. Gene Ontology annotation, biological process: intracellular calcium ion homeostasis.